UAAAGUGUAGUUAACAACCUUUGCUCCCUCUCUACAUUCACAAGAAUUCGUAGCUUUUAGGUGGCCCACACAGAUUACUUGCUGUGGAGCUUUCAAGAGCAUAGAAUCAUCUUUUUCACUUCCAAAAGAAGAUGCUAUUUAAUUUUAGGAUGCUGUUGAACAAUGCUACUCUGAGAAAUGGUCACAAUAUCAUGGUUCGAAAUUUUCGGCAUGGACAACCACUACUAAAUGAAGUACAGCUGAAGGGUCGUGACCUCCUGACUCUAAAGGACUUUACAGGAGAAGAAAUUAAGUAUAUGCUAUGGCUAUCAGCCGAUCUGAAAUUUAGAAUAAAACAGAAAGGAGAAUAUUUGCCUUUACUACAAGGGAAGUCAUUAGGCAUGAUUUUUGAGAAAAGAAGCACUCGAACAAGAUUGUCCACAGAGACAGGUUUUGCACUUCUGGGAGGACAUCCUUGCUUUCUUACCACUCAAGAUAUUCAUUUGGGUGUGAAUGAAAGUCUCAUGGACACAGCUCGUGUGUUAUCUAGCAUGACAGAUGCUGUGUUGGCUCGAGUGUUUAACCAUUCAGAUCUGGACAUCCUGGCUAAAGAAGCAUCCAUCCCAAUUGUCAAUGGGCUGUCUGAUAUGUAUCAUCCUAUCCAGAUCCUGGCUGAUUACCUCACACUCCAGGAACACUAUGGCUCUCUCAAAGGUCUUACCCUCAGCUGGAUAGGGGACGGGAACAAUAUCCUUCACUCCAUCAUGAUGAGUGCAGCAAAAUUUGGUAUGCAUCUUCAGGUAGCUACUCCAAAGGGUUAUGAGCCGGAUCCUAGUGUAACCAAGUUGGCUGAGCAGUAUGCCAAAGAGAAUUGCACCAAGCUGUCACUGAUGAAUGAUCCAUUGGAAGCAGCACAAGGAGCUAACGUAUUAAUUACAGACACUUGGAUAAGCAUGGGACAAGAAGAGGAGAAGAAAAUGCGGCUCAAGGCUUUCCAAGGUUACCAGAUUACAAUGAAGACUGCUAAGGUGGCUGCCUCUGACUGGACAUUUUUACACUGCUUGCCCCGAAAAGCAGAAGAAGUGAAUGAUGAGGUGUUUUAUUCUCCACGAUCACUAGUGUUCCCAGAGGCAGAAAACAGAAAGUGGACAAUCAUGGCUGUCAUGGUGUCCCUGCUGACAGAUUACUCACCUGAACUCCAGAAGCCAAAGUUUUGAUGUUAUGAUACGUGGCAAGAGGAAAACAGUGUUCUCCGGGAACAGAAUGAGUCAGUUUAUAUGGGAGGAACAAGAGAAUCUAGGCAGAAACAAAUCCCUAAUACAUGGUGUGGGUGAACUGUACGAUACUGCUUUGUCAUUGUGAGAUCAUCCUGAAGCCCUUAAGUGCUAAGGACCUGUAAUACAUUGCUUGACUUGGUUUAAAUUCUGUCUCUGUCUCUAAUUCACAAUUUGUGAAUCACAUUUGGGUGUCACAUUCAUUAUCAUAUGCAUUUGCUUCAACUA
This is a messenger RNA of Fukomys damarensis (Damara mole-rat), 1481 nucleotides long. RefSeq names its product ornithine carbamoyltransferase (gene Otc). Gene Ontology annotation, molecular function: ornithine carbamoyltransferase activity; amino acid binding. The record is from RefSeq and is a predicted model, not a curated record. Gene Ontology annotation, biological process: L-citrulline biosynthetic process. The transcript is spliced from 10 exons. Gene Ontology annotation, cellular component: mitochondrion. NCBI's taxonomy places the organism in Eukaryota, Metazoa, Chordata, Mammalia, Rodentia, Bathyergidae. The coding region runs from base 132 to 1196 and encodes 354 amino acids.